Zychaea mexicana is the source of this 963-nucleotide messenger RNA. RefSeq lists its product as uncharacterized. The transcript is spliced from 6 exons. NCBI's taxonomy places the organism in Eukaryota, Fungi, Mucoromycota, Mucoromycetes, Mucorales, Lichtheimiaceae. Bases 108 to 890 code for a protein of 260 amino acids. The record is from RefSeq and is a predicted model, not a curated record. Gene Ontology annotation, molecular function: oxidoreductase activity.
UAACCCCGCAAAAAUGCUUCGGUCCAAUUGCUUUAAUUCUUAUGUGUCAGCCCUUUUUCUGUUGUCGACGAACACGCUCCUCUUUCACACACAACACAUAACCUACAAUGCAAAUCAAAGACAACACUUUCAUUGUUACUGGCGGCGCAAGUGGCCUUGGUGAAGCAACUGUCAAGGAACUUAUCCAACGUGGUGCCAGCGUUGCUAUUUUUGACCUGAACGACGAGGGAGCUCAGGAACUCGCUCAGUCUCUUGGUCCCAAGGCAUUCGCUGCUGGUAAAGUGGAUGUCACUUCGGAAGAAGCUGUGAAGACUGCUAUUGAAAAGACCGUGCAAAAGUUUGGCAAGAUUGCUGGUGUGGUUAACUGUGGUGGCGUUGCCUCUGCUGCAAAGACUGCUCGUCGCGGUGAUGCUAAGCAUACCAUGACAUUGGACAUUUUUGAGUUCACUAUUCGCGUCAAUUUGAUUGGUACUUUUAAUGUUUGCCGUCAAGUCGCUCAGGUUAUGGCAAACCAGGAACCCUUCACUGAGGAUGGUGAACAAGGUGUUAUUAUCAACACUGCGUCCGUCGCUUACCAAGAUGGCCAGACGGGUCAAACUGCCUAUUCAGCAUCCAAGGGUGGUGUUGCAAGCAUGACUCUUCCUAUGGCGCGCGAUUUGGCUUCUGUCGGUGUCCGUGUUAUGGCCAUCGCUCCUGGUAUCUUUGAAACAAACAUGACCUCUGUUAUGCCUGAACGCGCCAAGAAACAGAUCAUCAAGGACGCCAUUUUCCCUAACCGUAUGGGUAAAGCACCAGAAUAUGCUCAGCUGGCAUGUCACAUCAUUGAGAACGGCAUGCUGAGCGGUGAAAUUAUUCGUAUUGACGGUGCCAGCAGAUUGGGCAAAUUGUAAAAUAGGAAGUUUUUAAAUAAUAAUAAUGUACGAAAACAUGUAUGUGUAUAUUAAUGAGAAAUUAUAUCAAAGG